CUUUCAGAAGGAAAUUACCAUGAUUCCUCUGCUGGUGGUUCUUGCCGUCAUCGCCAUCAAAGAUGCACUGGAAGACUACAGACGCUAUUUGUUCGACAGGAAGGUCAACAACAAUGUUGCACGGGUAUUCUGUGGGUGAGUGAACCUCUCUCAGCCUAACUGGUUAAUGCCAGUGACAGAUGCUGUUUCGGAAAUGUAUUCAUGGCUGUAACUGGGUUGUCAAAUGACAAUGUGCUCAACACAGGUAGAUUGAAACCCCUUGUAAACUACAUUGGAAGAAUCAGGAUAAUUGAGUCAGCCAACUCAUGCAGAAUGGUGUGUUUGUCAACGUACAUUUAUAAUGUACAGCAGUAGGGGGGAGCGGGGUGACAAUACUAAGUCAACACUCUGUACACACGCUGUCGGCACUUAUAUUUAGAUUGUGGAGGAGGGGCUUUUUGAAAUGCAGUGUGAACAGGGCCAGCUACAGCAGCACAUCAGCUGACUUCCUUGGUUGCAUGUUGCAGAAUACAAGCAAACUCCUCAAAUUAGAACCAUGAAGUGACACAUACUGGUUCUGUCGCUGUGUUGUUUAACAUGUGAUAUAAAGUCGAAUCUGAUUUCUUUGUGAAAACUGUUCCCAGGAUCACACGUGAUUCCAAGAAGGCGACUAGUUUAAAGAAACUCUGCAACAUUUACUUUUGCAACAGCGCCCUCUGCUGCCAAACGUGGUGAUUGUCACUGGUGGUCCCUGUGUCUUUGUGAUAAAGCGGAUUUCAUGUAAAGAACAAACAUAGUCUAUCAAUGUGUUGAGCUCUGACUGCAUACUCCACCGCAACUGAGUGGUGGAUAUUACCCAUGAUUCCCAGCUUCCUGAACCAGAAGAGCUGCAACUAAAGCCUGGCAAAAUUCUUCAUAUUCAAAAAAUGUCCUUGCUUAAUAUUCAGGAUCAACAUUGAUUUUAAAUCACUUCCAACCUUUUUUAACUGAUCUACAGUCUAGCAUUUCUGUUGACCUUGCAGGUCCUGAUUCAAAUUAGCAUUGGCUUAGUGUUGCUUUAAGUUAAGGCUUUUACCAGUUCAGUGACCACAUUAAUAACUAAUAACGAAAUUAAUGUUUUUCAAGUCUAGUUGCACUUAUGAUUAUCCUAAAAAUAGUCAAUAAUUUCGUAGGACAUUUGUACGUAUAAAAUGUUGUUAACUGUCUCUUGAUAUACUUUUUAUUCCGUGUUUUUAUAUUUGUGACUUGUUACUAUUGAGAAACCCUGAAUUUACCAAAAGAAGCCGCAGUGUAUGAGUGAUGUAUCACAGGGAAAGGGCUGCACAUAGAUGAACUGUAUUGGAGUGUGUGUGUGAAUGGGUGAAUGUAAAUCUGAAUAGUUAAUCACUUUGAAUGGUCAUCAAGACAAGAAAAGCAUUUAAUAAAUACAGACCAUUUACAGCAGUUACACAACAAACUCCAUGGUGACACCAUGUUGUAGAAAUCUUGGUCUUUGUCAGUAACCUCGGAUAUGAUGACCUCUAGUGGCCGGAUUUAUGCAGGGGCCUCCAGCUUCUUUAGAAAGAUGUUCACACUUAGUCAUGAUGGCCUAUCGAGUGUAAACUGAUAUAUAGAUUAAAUAAAUUAAGUUUAAAUUGCACAUUUUAACAUUUUGUUGAGACUGCAACAAUCUCAACCUCUCUGCACAAGAUCUGUGGUGCUACAACCACGUCCCACUACUUCCAGCUGCGCACCUCGUGGAGAGGUUCACAACCAGAGCUCCUCAGUUAAACAAAGACAUACAUGUGGGUCAUUUCAGGCAAAUGAAGAUAGAGACAAUACUCUUGUGAUUUUAUUGUAAAAAGAACGGCACUCUGUGGAGCGCACACCUCUAUAGACCCAACAGUCCCCUUAUAAAACCACAUUUGAAUUCACUAGGUGCAGAUUUUUAUUAUGAUCUGCACCAAAUUGCACACAUUAAUAAAUAUCAGGCCCCUUAAAAUGGCUGAUUUUGAAAACAUCAAGAUCCAUGUUUAAGAAAGUGAGAAAAGAUAAUCAUGGACCCACUGAUGUACAACACAAAGGUAAUGGGUUCUUUCUUACGUCAUACCCUGCUCCUUAACAAAAUUUCAUUGAAAUCGGUUCAUGUCUCACUAAUUUGCAACAGAAAAAUAUAUUUGAAAGGAACUUUAUACAUUUUUUUUAAUAAAGAUAAUAAACAUCUAUUUCCAUUAAUUAUCUAUCCACAAAGUUACAACAUAUUAAUAUUUAACAUAUCUGUAGAGAAUUCACUGGCCACGUCAUCAUGUGUGACAUAAGAAAUGUUUUCUCCCGAAAAUACGUUUUGCAAAAACCAUUUAGUGUUGUAAUACUCUAUUAUAUGAGUCAGGGUUGGUUUCUAGGCUUGUCCUCCUGGGGGUUGGAAUUUCCCUCUGCCCCCUCCCCUUCCUGUGCCUUACCAGAACAGUCUGCUGCUGUACCUGGGUGCGUUCCUGCCAGUAAUGUUGACUUUUGGAAGAUCCCUCAUUUCAGUUCUUUGAAUGUUCAAUGAUACAGUGUCACCUGCAAGACGAGCAUUUAAAACUGAAAGUAGGAAGCAGUGAGAACAGGAAUAGAGUAGUAAUGGACACUCAUUAUGAAUAUAAUUUUCCAUUUGUGCAGAUAGGUCCCCUACAUCCUUCACACAGGAGCUUUAAUGGACAGCUCAGUGUGUUGGUUGUGUGGGUAACAGGUGAGAGGUUCAAGAGAGAUUUUCUACCGCUGCUGUCAUGAAAAUGGAUGUUGUUGAUUCGAGCUUUAUUUGUCAUGUGGAAUUUAACACUGGAUCAACAGUACUAUAAAAGGUGUUGGACGAGAAGAGACAGGUCAGCUCAGCUGUGCAAUAAUUAAAUUAAAAUAAAAGCAAGGUAGAAAGGGCUUUAUAUAGGAGUCAAAUACAACACAACAAUAAAAAGUAUUUACAUUCAAUGGAGCCGUGUAAUGUAAAUGUGGUGACAACUUUAACUGUGUGGGAUCUGUCUGCAUAAGUUGCUGCACAUUAUCCAGAGGUGAGCUGAGGGGAAAAGAAGGCAGUUAAACAGAUGUGCAGGGGUUGUUGGAUAUGAAAUGACCACUGGGCGGCUGUGGCUGAGGGGUAGAGUGGUCGUCUUCCAACCUGAAGGUAGGCGGUUCGAUCCCCAGUCUGACCCAUCUGCAUGCUGAAGUGUCCUUGGGCAAGAUGCUGAACCCUGAAUGGCCCCCCGUAGAAUAACAAAGUGCUGUGAAUAGAUGCACUGUAUGAAUGUGUGUGUGAAUGGGUGAAUGUACAACUGUACUGUAAAGCGCUUUGAGUGGUCAUCAAGACUAGAAAAGCACUAUAUAAAUACAAAGCCAUUUACCAUUUACUUGUUUAGAACCCUGGUGCGUGCAGCCCUGCUCCUGUAGAGUCUGCCAGAUGGCACCAGAGAGAACAGUCUGCCUGCUGGGUGGCUGUGGUCCUUGGUUAUACUCUGUUAUGCUGGUUCAUGGUGUUGUCAUUGGUGCAGGGAUUGAGUUGGAGGGUUUCUCUCUUUAAGUCACUGCCUCAGUGAGUCUGUCCACUGAGAUGGUCUCCAAGGUAAUCACUGACGGCACACUCCCUGCUGCCGCUCAGACUCUUGUAUGUCUUGUUACACAAUCUGUCUUUGUGUCAGUUGUAAAAACUUGUACCUUGAGUUUGUUUACAGUGUGCCCUUAAGAGGAGUGUAGGUGCGUUCCGUCCGCGGGUAGUUAGCGAUCCACCCAGCUCUCACGCUUCCCACUUUGCGUGGACAGGGUGAAAGGACUCCACAUCAGAAUGGUCAGUUAGAAGAAAGGACAGCGUGAAUCCGCGAGAAAAACACAACACAAUCUGGAGAACAAGUGCAGGCAGGUGAGGCUUCCAAGUGGAGACAUACAGCAGCGGGUAGACCAGGAGCGGAGGACUCAUGUAUAGCUGGGAGCUUCCGUACCAUCGUCACUCUACCAAGGAGCGCCUCCGGAAAAAGAGGACAGUGGUACCCUCCUGUACAGACGAUGAGGAAUUGGGUAAACUCCUGAAGCUGUAUAAAAGCAACAAGAUUCGCACCACAAAGUAUUCUCUCCUUUCAUUCCUGCCCAAGAAUCUGUUCGAGCAGCUCCAUCGCUUUGCCAAUGUUUACUUCAUCGCACUUGCUGUGCUCAACUUUGUUCCUGUGGUAGAGGCCUUCCAGCCAGAGAUCGCUGUGGUCCCGGUCGUACUGGUGUUGUCAUUGACGGCCAUAAAAGACAUUUGGGAAGACCACCGCAGGUUUAAAUCCGAUCAUUUGAUCAACAGGCUUCUCUGCCGUGUUUACAGCAGCAAACAGAAAGCCUACAAUGACCAGUGCUGGAAGGAUGUGCGAGUGGGAGACUUUGUGCGUCUGUCCUGUAAUGAAAUCAUCCCUGCUGAUAUGCUGCUGCUGUAUUCCUCUGACCCCCGUGGGGUCUGCUACAUUGAGACCGCCAACCUGGACGGAGAGACCAACCUGAAACAGAGACAGGUGGUUUCAGACCUCCCACUGCAGGGAGAAGAGUUCACCCCCGAGAGCUUCCCCAGCCGGAUCGAGUGUGAGAACCCCAACAAUGACCUCAGCAGGUUCAGAGGCUACAUGGAGCAUCCCAGUGGGGUUCGUGUUGGCCUCCAUAACAGCAACCUCCUGUUGAGGAGCUGCACCAUCCGCAACACUGAGACGGUGGUGGGCAUUGUGGUCUAUGCCGGUCAUGAGACCAAAGCCAUGAUGAACAACAGUGGGCCGAGGUACAAGCGCAGCCAGCUGGAGAAGCGUCUGAACACAGACAUCCUGUGGUGCGUGGUCCUGCUCAUCAUCAUGUGUCUGACUUCUGCUGUAGGUCACGGCCUCUGGCUGAAGAACUUGAAGGACCCCGUCUUUGGGGUUAAUACGGACACGUCUCCUGCCUUGGCGGGAUUCUAUGUCUUUUGGACUAUGAUCAUUGUGCUCCAGGUGCUGAUUCCCAUUUCUCUGUACGUGUCCAUUGAGAUUGUGAAACUGGGUCAGAUCUACUUCAUCCAUAACGACUUAGACCUGUACAACGAGCAGCUGGACUCCAGGAUCCAGUGCCGGGCCCUCAACAUCACUGAGGACCUGGGUCAGAUCCAGUACCUGUUCUCCGAUAAGACAGGGACUCUGACAGAAAACAAGAUGGUGUUCUGCCGCUGCAGUAUCUAUGGGGUCGAAUAUCCUCAUGUCGAAAAUGCUCGAAGACUGGAGGUGUACGAGGCGGAGAAGAACAAGGCAGCGGAUCACUCUGUGACCCUGAGGUCAGGCUGCAGUGCUAAGUCUCGGAGCUGUCGCUCCCUCAGCUGCAACCGCAGCUCUGUGUCUCUGCAUACGCUCACUGCUGAUUCAGAGGAGGAGGACGAACAACUGUCCAAUCAGAUCCAGGCCAGAACCAGUGCCUUCUGCAGCCGCAUGGCGAAGGAGGUGGUGCCAGACCCUGAGCUGGUGAGGAAGUUGAACUGGUUUUCUUCCCCCCUGAAUGAGGCCUCCUCUGGGACUCCCUCCAGCCUGGAACUCGCCUACAUCACUGACUUCUUCCUGGCACUGACCAUCUGCAACAGUGUGGUGGUCUCCUCUCCCAGUCAGCCUCGACAUGUGGUGCCUGAAGCACGGACACCUCUCAAGUCUCUGGAGGAAAUCAAGCUGAUGUUCCAGCGCUUCAGCUUCCCUCCAUUUUCUGCACUGUCCACGUUCUCCCCUCCCCAGAUCAGAGGCAGCCCUCGCAAUUUCACCAGCAGGCUGUUCACCAGGGGGAAGACCGGCUCCUUCUCCCCAACCGCCAACAACGCUACAGACGGCUCAGAACCAGGGAGAGACAACGAUAUGGACACCCCCAAGCUGAGGUGUAUCCUGGACUUUUCUGCACCAGGGGAGGGAGGAAAUGCUGCACAGGUGGAGGACGAUAUCAAGAAAGAUGAUAUCAAGGAUGCAAAGACAAGCCCAGACGGGCCCAGACAGGAAGUGGAAGUGGAUUCUGAUAGUGAUGUUGAUGAUGAGCUGCUGUAUGAGGCGGAGAGUCCAGACGAGGCGGCUCUGGUCCACGCAGCGCGGGCGUACCGCUGCACCCUAAGGGGACGCUCUCCUGAAAGCCUGCUGGUGGAUCUGCCAGGAAUCGGCUCACUGGCUGUGCAGCUUCUUCACAUCCUGCCCUUCGACUCCAACAGGAAGAGGAUGUCGGUGGUGGUCCGCCACCCACUCACAGGACAAGUGGUCGUUUACACCAAGGGAGCCGACUCUGUUAUCAUGGACCUGGCCGAGACUUCUAAAGGAGCAGAGCAAGCGCAGGAGUUCCACAGUCACAUCAAAGAUCAAUCCCAGAAACAUUUAGACAGCUAUGCCAGAGAAGGCCUCCGCACACUCUGCAUCGCUAAAAAGGCUCUGGAGGAAGAGGAGUAUGAGGCGUGGCUGAAGAGACAUCUGCUGGCAGAGAGCAGCAUAGAGAACAGAGAGGAGCUGCUGCUGGACUCAGCUCAGAGACUGGAGACCAACCUCACCCUGCUGGGUACCACAGGGAUUGUGGACCGACUGCAGGAGGACGUCCCAGAGACCAUUGAAGCUCUUCAGCGGGCUGGGAUCAAAGUCUGGGUCCUCACUGGAGACAAACAGGAGACGGCCAUUAACAUCGCCUACGCCUGCAAACUCCUCCGUCCCAAUGACCGACUGCUGACAGCCAACUGUGGAAGCAAGGAUGCUUGUGCAGCUUUUCUCAAGGAGCUCAAACUAGAGGUGCAGUGUGGACAGGACGGUUUGACCGAAGCUCCUGCAGCCGGGGCUCAUGGGGAAUCCUCCUCUGGCAGCGUGUCCAGCUUCAUCCUGGUUAUAGACGGCCAGACACUGGACUGGGCGCUUCAGGAGGAGCUGAAGAGGGACUUCUUAGAGCUGAGCAGCAGAUGCAAGGCGGUCCUCUGCUGCAGGUCCACUCCGCUGCAGAAGAGCGAGGUGGUUCGGCUGAUCCGCGACCAGCUUGGCGUCAUGACUCUGGCAGUGGGUGAUGGAGCCAAUGACGUGAGCAUGAUUCAGAUGGCUGAUGUGGGCAUUGGGAUAUCAGGUCAAGAGGGAAUGCAGGCUGUGAUGUCCAGUGACUUUGCCAUCUCCAGGUUCAAACACCUCAGCAAGCUGCUUCUGGUUCACGGUCACUGGUGUUACUCUCGUCUGGCAAACAUGAUCCUCUACUUCUUCUAUAAGAAUGUGAUGUAUGUCAAUCUGCUGUUCUGGUAUCAGUUCGUCUGUGGGUUCUCUGGGAGCGUCAUGACCAACUCCUGGGUGCUGAUCUUAUUCAACCUGAUCUUCACCUCCGUUCCUCCCCUCAUCUAUGGCAUCCUGGACCAAGACAUGCCUGCAGAAACCCUGAAGGGGGUUCCUGAGCUCUACCAGGCUGCGCAGACCUCCAAGAUUUAUGUUCCCCACAUGUUCUGGAUCACUGUCCUGGAUGCAUUUUACCAAAGCCUUGUGUGCUUCUUCAUACCUUACUUUGCACUGACGGGGUCAGACGUUGGGAUUCUGUCCUUUGGCUCUCCGAUCAACGCCUCCGCUCUCUUCAUCAUCCUGCUGCACCAAGUCCUCGAGAGUCACACUCUGACUUGGAUUCACGGUCUGGUGCUGCUGCUCAGUGGGGGCUCCUACUUUGGCUUUGUGCUGCUCUUCAGUGUGUCCUGUGUGACCUGCAGCCCCCCCACUAAUCCUCUGGGGGUCGAAACACUCCAGAUGUCCCAGCCUCUCUUCUACAUCAUAUGUGCAGUCACUACUUUCACAGCUCUGUUACCCAGGAUGUUGUUUCGAGCUGUGUACAGCACCGUGCACCGCACCGCUGCCCUGAAGUCCUCUCAUGUGGAAAAGGUGGAGUCAGAGAACUACCGCAAGAGAAUGCAGCGAUGGAACCUGAGCCACCACAGAGUCAACCGGCUGCCGGUGUGCGCCAACAACCCCGGCCUGGAGCCCAGCACUCUACACACACAGACACACACAGACAGACAGAGAGCUGUUUGAUUUGACCAGGGAUAGAAAGAGCUGAUUUUUUUUUUUAGAAGAGACUGUUGACGUUCACAUGCUGGAUUCGUGUGCACGUCACAGGAAGAAGAGGAUUCUUCACAUGUUCACGUUCUGCUGCACUGCUUCACUCUGCUGAAAGACUGAUAGGACAUGUCCUCUGCCAGAGGGACUUAUUAGCCUUAACCAUCGUGAGACCAGCCUCCACUGGCCUUUGCGCUGCAGUUACCAUAGUGAGCCACCAGGCUGAACGGGACAGGAAGUUGGUCGAACCCCCUGCAACUGAAUGUGGCCAAAUCUUUUAUUUAUUUAUGACUUUCAGCCACAACGUGUGGCCUUCUACUUUGGAUGGAGUUACUAAGUUACCAUGGAAAUUGUUGAUGCUUGAACAGAGACAGUGGGUAUCAAACUAUAUCAAUUAAUUUAGAGACAGGAUCGCUGUGUGUGAGCCAAUCUGCCAGGUUCUCACUUCAUGGAUCAUUUAACACUGAUAAUGAGCUCACACUCCCCACGAAACACACACAUACACACACACUUACCCACUGACAUGUUUACAGUAGCUGGAAUGUGUUUACUGUUCUUUGAGCUGAAGGAGCUUAAGAGAUGGGGAAAUGAUUUUCUCUCUGCAGUUUUGCUUCAUUCUGGACCAGUCUGUUUAUUUAUUUUCUGAUCUUGUAUUGCUGUAAACAACAUCCUCUAUUCACAACCCCACUGACUCUUCAUCUAUACAUGAAAGACAUGACAACACUUAUCAUAGAACAAAGACAGAAGCUGAGCUCUCUUCAUAUUUAUAUUAUGUUCACCCCUGAUCAAACAAAAUGAACUGAAAAGGUUGAAGGAUUCAUUUGAAACUGAUGUUACUGUUUGAUAAGGUAGCAACAAAUAUCCAGGGAUGGAUUACUGAAGGAACCUGACAAAACAUUCACUCCAUUGUACGCCGGGCAGAAAUGACUCCAGACCCGAUGUUCACUCGGAUCAGCUCCACUGCUCAAACAAAUCUGAGCCAACGGAUUUUUGUAUCCUACCUCUGUCUAUACUUCCAUUUUCUUGAUGGCUGCUUAUCCCCUUGACUUCAAACAUGGCUGCUGUGUUUCUGAGGAGCAGAGGGAAGUCAUGAAGGAUGUUGAACGCUGCGUCCUGAACACUGAACAUACAGAACCACUGGUGUGGCCUUUAAGUGUCAUAUAUUUGUGUUAAUGAAUUAUGACGGCUGCACUGCACAUGAUGACAAGGUGUGCUCAAAUCCACACCUGUACCUGGGCACUGCUGUUAAUACCAUCUCACUUAAUAUCAUGUGACAAUGGUUUAAUGUGGAUUUGGAACUGGAUGCCAUUCUAACUACUGGUUGUGUCAGGUGUGUGAACACAUGUGAUAGAAAACCUGAGCCAAGUCAGGAAGUUUAAAGUGAAGUGACCUUGCUGCCUCUAUGCCCAUAAACCAAAUGGGGAUUUUCUCUCAGCCUUAACUUUGAUACAGUACCUUGAACAAAGCCUUGACCACUACUCACGGUGUACUGAUUGUUUUUGAUGUAAUAUAGAAACCAGCAAAAAUUGUUUGUGCAGACUUGUGUUUAAGACAUGGCAAUAAAAAUACUAUUAAUAAUGAUGAUGAUGAUAAUUAAAGAGAUUGUUGUUCAGA
Pleuronectes platessa (European plaice) is the source of this 9617-nucleotide messenger RNA. It is a transcript of the gene atp10d, whose product is annotated as ATPase phospholipid transporting 10D. The coding region runs from base 3903 to 7979 and encodes 1358 amino acids. Gene Ontology annotation, biological process: phospholipid translocation. Lineage: Eukaryota; Metazoa; Chordata; Actinopteri; Pleuronectiformes; Pleuronectidae. Gene Ontology annotation, cellular component: plasma membrane. The transcript is spliced from 21 exons. Gene Ontology annotation, molecular function: magnesium ion binding; ATPase-coupled intramembrane lipid carrier activity; ATP binding. The record is from RefSeq and is a predicted model, not a curated record.